CAUGUGGCACAGGUAGCAUUUUCCCUUGGUGACUGAAGCAAUGGGUGCUGUUCGGGUCUUGCUUAUUUGUGUGCUGACUGUUUGGUUUGCCAAAGGCUCUUGUUUGCCAGUUGGUGGCACAAAUGAAAGACGUGAUAAUGGGCUGCAGAGGAGAAUGAGAGAUUUGUCUCCCAAUGAGAUCUCCAUAAACAAUGCCCUUGUCCUCCUCCAGUCAAUUGAGUCCAUAUUGCAGCAAGAGGUUAAAGAAGUACAACUGGAAAGCAAUGAAGUGGAAGCUACGGCAUCAAUUGGCCACCAGAAACUUGUACAACAACACCUGAACAGACUUAAAGACCUCAAAACAGAGGAGGAUGGCGAGCUACGCAGCGACAACGCGACGGCCGCCGACAAUGCGACGGCCAGCAGGGAGGCAGCAGCCGCCGACAACGCGACGCUGGGAGCUGCCGACAACGCAACGGCGGCCACCGAAAACACAGUGAUUGUAAUAAUAGUAGCCGACAACGCGACAGCCUCUGCCGACAACGCGACAGCCUCUGCCGACAACGCGACAGCCUCUGCCGACAACGCGACAGCCUCUGCCGACAACGCGACAGCCUCUGCCGACAACGCGACACUUGGAGCCACGACGGCCGCUGACAAUGCGACGGCCAGCAGGAAAGCAGCAGCCGACAACGCGACGCUUGGCGCCACGACGGCCGCCGACAACAAUGUGACGCUUGGGGCCAGCAGAGUGACUGCCGCCGACAAUGUGACGGCCAGCAGGGCAGCUGCCGCCGACAAUGCGACGCUUGGAGCCACGACAGCCGCAGACAACGUGACGCUUGGGGUCAACGUGACGGCCAGCGGAGCAGCAGCAAGAGCAGUUUGAUCUACAAACCGAUGACUAACUCGACUGCGUUCACGAGUGUCUCACGUGGGAACAUUGAGAGGCAACUAAAGUAUGGGACUAGGUUUGAGGAACCAUGCAAGAGUUUACUUUGUAUGUACCUGGUUUUUAUGUCUCUGCUUUAAAUAAAACUCUAACUGAUUUCA
Messenger RNA from Siniperca chuatsi (mandarin fish), 1032 nucleotides. Its product is annotated as autotransporter adhesin BpaC-like. The record is from RefSeq and is a predicted model, not a curated record. The transcript has 5 exons. Bases 41 to 868 code for a protein of 275 amino acids. NCBI's taxonomy places the organism in Eukaryota, Metazoa, Chordata, Actinopteri, Centrarchiformes, Sinipercidae.